Molecule: messenger RNA, 924 nt
Organism: Didymodactylos carnosus
Lineage: Eukaryota; Metazoa; Rotifera; Eurotatoria; Philodinida; Philodinidae
Source: the annotation of a GenBank genome assembly
AUGAAUUUGGAAGAUGAAUACGUUGAUGAUAAACAUGCUGACUAUAUAUCAUGGAUAUGUCCAAAAGAAUACAGACCAUUUAAAAGUAAUAGUAGUUCCAAUUGGUCAUUACAGAAGGCGCUUAAAUCCACCUUCAAUUGUGCAUUAGAUAAAGAAUUAACACAAAAUGCGUGGACGUAUGGAUUAAAUAAAGCCUUACAUCAUCAUUUAACAACUGAAAAACAAGUUAUUAUAGAAAAUAUAAUUAAGUAUGCCAUUAAUGACGUGCUGGCAGCAAGGAAGCUCUACUUUUAUAUCUUGUGUAAGUCAGCUGAAGCUAUACUAACCGUUCAAUCUGUCUUAGGUACAACACAAGCAUUACCAUCACCGUCUUCGUCAUCACCAAUAGGUAAUGGCAACAAUACUAUCAAAGAAUUACCACUCGUUAUCAAUGAUUCAUCACAACACCAAGUGCCAACCUUUUUCGUUCUAUCCGACAGCCAUGGCAAAUGUCUUAAUAAACAGUUACUAUCACAAACGACCACUGAAAUGACGACUACGAACCAUCAUGUUACCAUUACAGCCGUUUCUGGAUUAAAGUGGAUCGAUAUCUAUGAGCCUCAUCUUUCACUUGCUCACCUAAUUCAUACGCCAACCAUUUUAUCUUUCCUGUCCAGAGCAGCAGCAUUAAUCUUAUUGAUCGGUACAAAUUCAAUAAGAUUAACCAAAUCAACAGAUGUUAUCCAACAAGUUGAACAAGUCAUAACUCAUAUUCGUAACAAUCAUCAACAACUUGAAGACGAACAAAAUAUUGCCAUCAUACCAUCCUUCUCCUGUGCAAAAACUACACAAAAGUUUCCCACUACUACAUCAUUAGAGCAGAAUAUUGAAUCGUAUAAUAAUUUACUUAUUUCAUUAGCGCAGACAAUGAAAUUUUCUAUAUGA